GAGGCGGAGAUUCCUGCUUGAAUUUUAUGAUGACAGAAACUUCACUAACUCUGUUGGCAAACACAUAAUUUCCACUCCCCUGUAAAAUAUUUGUAAGGAUAACCAGUAAAAUCAUGCUUCACCUGUUAACAGGCUUGUUUUUAUUUUCCAGCCAAAGCUUUGCACUCCCAUCUCAAAAUGGCUCCAUGCUGCUCCCGCGGACUUUUUCUGGUCACUUUGUGUUGGUCGCUGAUGAACCUGCAGACUAUAUCGACCUGUCUGGUUUAGACAUGCUGAGUGAUGAUGGGGGUUCAGGCUUGGACACGGAGCGGGAGCCGGUAAAGAAGCAUGGCCAUCGCCACAAAAAGCUGUUUGUAGUCUCAGAGGAAACAAAAGAUUUUCUCCAGGGUCAUCUGGCAACAAAGUUUGUCCCAACUGUUUAUACUCUGGUCUUUAUCAUCAGUGUGCCCCUCAACCUUAUUGCCAUGGUGAUGUUUGUGUAUCGCAUCCGUCCAAAGAAGCCCGCGGUGAUCUACAUGCUAAACUUGGCUUGUGCUGAUCUGCUGUUUGGCCUGCUCCUUCCCUUCAAAAUCGCCUACCAUUUCCAUGGAAAUGACUGGAUCUAUGGCUCCUUCAUGUGCAGAGUUGUCACAGCAGCGUUUCACUGCAACAUGUACUGCUCAGUCCUGCUGGUGAUGUGUAUCAGUGUUGACCGUUUCCUGGCUGUGGUUUACCCCAUGAAUUCUCUAAUGUGGCGUAGCCCUCAGACUGCUUCAGCUGUCUGUGUUGCCAUGUGGCUCUUAUCCCUGGCUGGCGUGUCCCCCCUCCUGGCCUCAGGACAAACCAUGCACUUAUCAGAUCUGGGAAUUACCACCUGUCAUGAUGUGCAGGAUGUGGAAAAGCUACAAACCUACUAUCUCUACUUCUUCCCUAUUUACUCCUCCAUCUUCUUUUUCAUUCCUCUCAUCUUCACCACUGUUUGUUAUGUACGCAUCAUUCAGGCUCUGACAGCAGCCAAUGUGGAGAACCGCUCCAAGAAGACUCGGGCUACAGUGAUGGUUGUGGUGGUGCUGCUUGUGUUUGUGUUCUGCUUCACACCAACCAACAUAAUUCUGAUGCUUCACUAUGUUCAGCUUGCCCACAAGUCCAGUGAUGACUCCUACCAGGCGUACCUGCUUGCCAUGUGUAUAGGCAGCAUCAGCUGCUGUAUGGAUCCAGUCCUCUAUUACUACGGCUCCUCUCAGUGCCAGAAGCAGGUGGCUGCACUGUUCAGGUGUAAGCGACUGGUACAGGCAGAGAUAAGCUCAGAAACACACACCACCAGAUCUGUCAAGUUGGUAGGUUUUCAGUCUGAGCUGGAGAGCCAGUACAGCAGGCUGGUGGCUUAAGUAAACAGACUUGAAGAGUUUCCCUCAGAGAAAGCUUUUAUACUUGCACAUAUAUCCAAAAUAUAAACCUUUAGAUUCAGUGUGUAUUUUUGUGAAGGAUUCAUUAAGAAAAUAUUCAGGUUGAAUCAAAGGAAACUCUUAAAUUUCCAGCAAUGCUGGUUUUAUUUGUACUGAAAGUAACAUCAGGUUUGGAUACCUACCACGUUGAAGGUGUCAGAUGUAAGUUCAUUUGUCAUUCUUUAUAGCAUCAUUUUCACUUUUGUUUUCAAUGAAAUGUGGAAAUUAAAUAAUGCUUGUGUAUUAGUUUUGAUUUCAAAAGCUUUGCAUAUGACAAUUAUUUGUAAUAAUUGCAGUGUUUUAGAACACAAUGCAUCAGAUUUACAGAAUAAUCUAUUCAUUAUACCCUCAUCUGCAUUUUUUAUAGGUAAAUAUUUGUAUUGAUUGACUUAUUAUCCUGAUGUACAGAUGGGUAUGUAAUAAAAAAAGUGUACACAGCAGAGGAUUUUCAAAGUUUGAGACGAUGGACCUCUCCAAAUAACACCUCCAGUUUUAGUUUCUACACUGUCAGUUACUAAUUUAAUAAUAAUAAUAAUAUAAAAAAAGGAAUCAGAAAUCUAUCAGAAACGGUUAAUUUUUUUUUUAUUAGUUCAGACAUCACAUUCCAAAUACACAAAAGAUAAUUUUGGACUCUUCUUAUCCAAAUCACACCCAUAUAUCCACACGAUUCUCUUUGGAUGGGUAGUGUGAAAACUGAGGCAGCUCUCUGGUGGAAGCCAGCCUCUCAGUUUGAAAACCUCUAAAGAAAAAUACAGAUUAUUCAAUCAAAGCAACAACCCAA
Melanotaenia boesemani (Boeseman's rainbowfish) is the source of this 2205-nucleotide messenger RNA. It is a transcript of the gene f2r, whose product is annotated as coagulation factor II (thrombin) receptor. Gene Ontology annotation, biological process: blood coagulation; thrombin-activated receptor signaling pathway; positive regulation of Rho protein signal transduction. Lineage: Eukaryota; Metazoa; Chordata; Actinopteri; Atheriniformes; Melanotaeniidae. Gene Ontology annotation, molecular function: thrombin-activated receptor activity. Bases 114 to 1367 code for a protein of 417 amino acids. Gene Ontology annotation, cellular component: membrane. The record is from RefSeq and is a predicted model, not a curated record. The transcript has 2 exons.